Molecule: messenger RNA, 2156 nt
Organism: Moneuplotes crassus
Lineage: Eukaryota; Ciliophora; Spirotrichea; Euplotida; Euplotidae
Source: the annotation of a GenBank genome assembly
AUGAAUAUUGUUGUAAAGGAACCGCCAGCUGAGGAAGAGACCUCUAAGCACAAUGAAGGCUCAGAUACUAAGAAUACUGCUCAGGAGAAAGAAGAGACUAAAGAAUCAUCUCCUCAGGAAUCUUCAGAAGAAGAUUCUGACUCUCAGAGAAACAUUUGGAAGGUUAUCGCAGUCGUGAGCGUCUUAUUUUAUUUCGUAUAUCGUCAUAUAUGGAAGAACGAAAACCAGUUCCCAAAAGUGCUUGUGCUGUCGAUAGGAGUAGAGAUCACUCUGAUCAUGAUGGUGGUGUAUCCAAAAUGGAAAUCCAAUGAUCUCCAAAAAGUAUUUGGGGAUUCAUCUGUUCAACUCAUGAUGGUCACCCUCUUGAUUACUAUGGUAUUUGACUUAUGCGGCAUCUUCCAAAUAGUUUUUGGAGGAGUCAAUGUGCUUAUUUUACUAGCUAGGAUCUCAAGAGUUGCUUUGUAUUAUGUACUUCUGACUAACUUUGAAUCAGAGAAGGCUGAACAGAAGAGACAAAAGAUUCGCGAUGAAAUAGAUCGUAUUAAGAACCAAAGUGACCUCAAUUCUAUUCUUCAAACAUUAGAAGAAAAGUGUGAGAACAAGGAUGAGGUUAUUAAAGCCAGUAUUGAGAAAGGAAUAGAAGUCCAUAAAGAGAGCUUGAGAAAGAAAAAGGCAAGAAAUGGCUUAUUGAAAGCCAGUUUUAUGAGAGAUGAUACAGAUACUGACCCAAUGAAGAUAAACGAAGUUAAACUCUCAGACGUAAAUGACAUUGUAGAAGCUAUUGAUUCUAACCCAGAAAAAUUCUUCUACGAAGAUUUUGAUUUCAUUACAAUGGAGGAUCAAUAUGACUUAAAGAUGGUACUUGAUUCAAGUCAAGAUCUUGAAUUUGAUGUAUUUGAUCUUCAGGCAAAAUCUGAAAACAAUGAACUUUAUGUAUUUGGAAUGUACAUAAUGACAAAAGAUUCAUAUCUUGAAGAGUUUAGAAUCGACAAAAAGAAGCUCCAAAACUUUUUAUACGCUAUUCAAGAAAGCUAUAAUCCGGUGGCUUAUCACAAUAAGACCCAUGCUACAGACUUAUCUCAGACUCUAUAUUACUUCUUAGAGAACUGUGAUGUAAAGGAAGUUUGUAAUCUUAGUAGAAUGGAGGAAAUGUCAAUGCUUCUAGCCGGUUUUAUGCACGAUUUAAAUCAUCCUGGAUAUACCAACUCUUUCUUGAUCAACACUUCUUCUCCUCUUGCUCUGAGAUAUAACGACAAGUCUGUCCUCGAGAAUUAUCAUGUUGCUAUGGGAUUUAAGAUUAUGAAAGGUUCAGAACAAUGUGACAUCUUUGAUAGACUCUCAAUGAGACAGAACAGAGAAAUCAGGAAGUUUAUGGUAGACCUUAUUCUAGCCACUGAUAUGGCCAAUCACUUCAAUAAAAUGUUUGCUCUUGAGCAAAGAGUCGCUCAAGAUGAUUUUGAUACUUCUGGUAUCGACAAAGAACUUUGCACAGAGUUUAUUUUCCAUAUUUCAGAUAUUAGUAAUACAUCAAAGCCUUGGCCAGUCUGCAAAAAGUGGAUAGAUAAACUUUUCAUAGAAUUUUUCAACCAAGGAGACAAGGAAAAGGAGAUUGGCUUAGAAAUAUCUUACUUGAUGGACAGAAAAACAAUCAAUGUGGCUGAAUCACAAGAUGGAUUCAUUAAAAACAUGAUCAAACCUGCCUUUGAGAUUCUUGACAAAUUCCUUCCUAAUCUCUCCCAAAACAUAACGAAUCUUGAUGACAAUGUUGAGAAAUGGAAAAAGAAGGUUCCUCAGUACGCAAUCGAAAAGCACUCUCACAAAGAAACUAAAAAAUUAGCUGGAGAAGGAUCUAAGAAAUCAAGGUCGAGCAUCAGAGGAGAUAUGGGCAUGAUAAUUGAAGCUGAGAAUGAACACGAUGAAUCCCACGGAGAAUCUAAAAGAAAGAAAUCAGCAAAGAAAGGCAACCAAGAGAAAAGUAAAGAGGAGAUGGAAUACCUUAGUGAAGACUCAUAUGUUCCUAGCGAGUAUACUCCAUACUUAUCUGCCAGAAGAAUGACUAGUUCAAAAGAAUUUGGAAUUUAUCAAAUUCCAAAGCUAAUGGAGACUCUUACAAAGAAGCAAAUGAGCGAAGUCGUAGAAAGAAAGGCAAAAUAGUU